AGGAUCAUCGAGGAUGCCCUACGCAUGAAAAAAAACUCAACACACCUCUGCUCCCGAGCCCCGACCCCGUCGACGCCGCCGCUCCCUCCCGAUCCCGCCGCCCCGCCUGCCGCCUCCUCUCCCCGCCGGCGUCGCCCCCGCUCCUAACACUCCCGAAAGCUACAAGGACUAGCCUUCUCUUUUUGCCUCGUUCUUCUCCUUUUCCUCCCUCCCAGAGUAGCAAGUUCCGCCACGAUCUCCCCCGAAGAAACCCUAACCCUACAGCGAAGGGACGAGGAGGCCAUGAGGGGGAAGAAGCCGGUAAAGGAUCUUAAGCUAGCCGUGCCGGCGCAGGAGUCCCCCGUCGACAAGUUCCUGACGGCGAGUGGUACAUUCAAGGAUGGUGAACUACGGCUUAAUCAAAGAGGCUUGCGGCUUAUCUCCGAAGAAAAUGGGGAUGAAAAUCAAUCAACAAACCUGAAGGUGGAAGAUGUGCCGUUAUCUUUGGAUGAUCUUGAGAUGAUUCAAGUCAUUGGUAAAGGAAGUGGUGGUGUUGUCCAGCUAGUGCGGCACAAGUGGGUGGGGACAUUGUAUGCCUUGAAGGGUAUUCAAAUGAACAUUCAGGAGGCAGUGCGCAAACAAAUAGUACAAGAGCUCAAAAUAAACCAAGCAACACAGUGCCCACAUAUAGUUAUGUGCCAUCAAUCUUUUUACCACAAUGGUGUCAUAUAUCUUGUUCUUGAGUACAUGGAUCGUGGAUCUCUUGCGGACAUCAUUAAGCAAGUGAAGACAAUUCUGGAGCCAUACCUUGCGGUACUUUGCAAGCAGGUCUUGGAGGGUUUAUUAUACCUUCAUCAUGAAAGGCAUGUGAUUCACAGGGAUAUAAAGCCAUCUAACUUGUUAGUCAACCGUAAAGGUGAAGUAAAGAUUACUGAUUUUGGGGUAAGUGCAGUGCUAGCAAGUUCAAUGGGUCAGCGAGAUACGUUUGUUGGAACCUACAACUAUAUGGCGCCUGAGAGGAUCAGUGGAAGCUCUUAUGAUUACAAGAGUGACAUAUGGAGUUUGGGCUUAGUAAUUCUUGAGUGUGCCAUCGGCCGGUUCCCCUAUAUACCUUCAGAAGGAGAUGGUUGGUUAAGCUUCUAUGAACUACUGGAAGCAAUUGUUGAUCAGCCACCACCAUCUGCACCUGCAGAUCAGUUCUCUCCAGAAUUCUGCUCAUUUAUCUCCUCUUGCAUACAAAAGGAUCCAGCAGAGAGGAUGUCUGCUUCAGAACUCUUGAAUCACCCUUUUAUCAAGAAGUUUGAGGAUAAGGAUCUAGACCUGCGAAUUCUUGUCGAGAGCCUGGAACCGCCGAUGAAUAUACCCGAGUAACAUGUCAUUAGGAGGGAUGAGGCUUUUGCAAUGUAGUUGCGGUCGCCCUCUUGUCCUAUUGAUAUCAAGCACAUAUUUCUCCUGAACUGCAACAUCUCCCUACAUGAAGCUGUGUGUAUGUUAUUGAACAUGCUAGAAAACUUUCCCAUCAUUGUAACAAACAAGGUGUUGUGUUUCUUAAUAGAAUUCUUCUUGCGCCUAG
Molecule: messenger RNA, 1552 nt
Organism: Phragmites australis (common reed)
Lineage: Eukaryota; Viridiplantae; Streptophyta; Magnoliopsida; Poales; Poaceae
Product: mitogen-activated protein kinase kinase 1
Exons: 8
Coding region: 283-1350 (355 amino acids)
Biological process (GO): protein phosphorylation
Cellular component (GO): cytoplasm
Molecular function (GO): ATP binding; protein serine/threonine kinase activity
Source: RefSeq, a predicted model, not a curated record